This is a messenger RNA of Ostreobium quekettii, 393 nucleotides long. The record is from the annotation of a GenBank genome assembly. Lineage: Eukaryota; Viridiplantae; Chlorophyta; Ulvophyceae; Bryopsidales; Ostreobiaceae.
AUGUUGGGGAAUCGAUUUGACGUUCCUCACAGCGAUGAGGGAGCACCCAAGAGUCAAGAUGCGCUCUGUAUUCUUUCAACUCGCAAUUUUUUGUUAAACAGACUAAUGCUGGCCUGUUUGGCAUCAAUUAAGGGGACAGGGGAAUUCGAUUGUUGGGCUGGAUGUGGCUGGGCUGCUGUCUGGGUGUGUGCGUGGACGGAGGCUGUUGUGAUAGAAUUGUGCAUUUGCGAACCAGGCAUGAUCCCAGGUGGAUGGUAUGCAUCGCAAUGGUGCUUUAGUGGGUGCUUUGUUGUCCGCAGUCUGGUGUGUAUUUGGUACCAGCAGAAUACGCCCCCUGGGGAAGCCCCUGACUCAGGGGUUCCCAGCAGCCUUUCGCCCUGGAGCUGUAGCUAG